Messenger RNA from Oncorhynchus tshawytscha (Chinook salmon), 1428 nucleotides. Its product is annotated as thyrotropin-releasing hormone receptor-like. The transcript is spliced from 3 exons. NCBI's taxonomy places the organism in Eukaryota, Metazoa, Chordata, Actinopteri, Salmoniformes, Salmonidae. Gene Ontology annotation, biological process: phospholipase C-activating G protein-coupled receptor signaling pathway. Gene Ontology annotation, molecular function: thyrotropin-releasing hormone receptor activity. The record is from RefSeq and is a predicted model, not a curated record. Gene Ontology annotation, cellular component: membrane. Bases 1 to 1428 code for a protein of 475 amino acids.
AUGACAGAAAAUGUAAGCUCAAGGAUGGACACCCCAACCAACAUUUCCUUGGUGGGCCCAGGGGACCCCAUAUCUCAGUCUCUGGAGUACAAGACUGUGGCAGUGUUCCUGGUUCUGCUGGUCUGUGGACUUGGCAUUGUGGGUAAUAUCAUGGUGGUUCUGGUGGUCCUCACCACGCGACACAUGCGUACGCCCACCAACUGCUACCUGGUCAGCCUGGCCAUAGCAGACCUGACCGUGCUGGUGGCCGCUGGUCUGCCUAAUGUGUCAGACAGCCUGAUGGGCACCUGGGUGUUUGGGCAUGCUGGCUGCCUUGGUAUCACCUACCUUCAGUAUCUUGGCAUCAAUGUGUCCUCCUGCUCCAUUACAGCCUUCACUGUGGAGAGGUACAUUGCUAUCUGCCACCCAAUGAGGGCCCAGACAGUGUGUACGUUGUCCCGGGCCAAGCGGAUCAUAGCAGGGGUGUGGGUGUUCACCUGUGUCUACUGCAUGCUGUGGUUCUUCCUGGUGGACAUCCAGGUAAUGAAGGACAGCACCAUCCAGUGUGGCUACAAGGUGUCCCGUGACCUCUACCUCCCCAUUUACCUCAUUGACUUUGCCAUCUUCUACGUGAUCCCUCUGCUCCUGGCCAUAGUCCUGUACGGCCUCAUUGCCCGCGUCCUGUACCUCAACCAACUCCCCAACCGGCACGACGCGGGUACAGUCUCUGCUGGCGCCACCACGCUCCGCAGGAGCUGCAAGGAACCAGCAGACGAAGGAAAAGGGGGUCGUCAGGGCCGCCCGAAGAGUGUGCUCUUCUCCAGGAAACAGGUCACCAAGAUGCUGUCAGUGGUGGUGAUCCUGUUCGCCUUACUGUGGAUGCCCUAUCGGACCUUGGUCCUUAUUAACUCCUUCGUUGACACACCUUACCUGGACGCCUGGUUUGUACUGUUCUGUCGGAUUUGUAUGUAUGCCAACAGUGCCAUCAACCCUGUAGUGUACAACCUGAUGUCUCAGAAGUUCCGUUCAGCAUUCCGCGGGCUCUCCCAGUGCCAGAGGCUGGAGGCCCACUGUACACUCUCCAUGAACCAGACCGGCUACAGCAUGGCCAGGGACCCACGCACCUCCCAACAGACUAGCAACGAGACCAAACAGGGGGCAAGGAGAGUGACCUGCACUGACACAGUGACAGAGUGGCAGAGCAAAGACACCUCAGCCCAAGAGAGGAAGGAUCUGCAUCACCUGAAGGAAGAGAGGAAAGACACAAGCUUUGGUGAGAUCAACUCCACACCUGGGCAAUCUGAGACCAACUCCACACCUGGGCAAUCUGAGACCAACUCCACACCUGGGCAAUCUGAGACCAACUCCACAUCUGGGCAAACUGAGAUCAAAGCCACACCUGGGCAACCUGAGAUGAGUGAGGCAGGAAUUAAUCACACAGUGCUGUAG